This is a messenger RNA of Venturia canescens, 1117 nucleotides long. RefSeq lists its product as uncharacterized. The transcript is spliced from 4 exons. Gene Ontology annotation, cellular component: membrane. The record is from RefSeq and is a predicted model, not a curated record. Bases 133 to 1095 code for a protein of 320 amino acids. Gene Ontology annotation, molecular function: ligand-gated monoatomic ion channel activity. Lineage: Eukaryota; Metazoa; Arthropoda; Insecta; Hymenoptera; Ichneumonidae.
AUCAGAGAACACGUCGAAUCUUCUGCCUGUAAUUGAAUAAACUGAAAUUCACAAAUGUCCAAUUACUGAUCUUAUUUUCUAAUCAGUAUACGAAUUUAUUCACGGGGAGCAUGGAAACGAAACCCGGCUUGGAUGUUCAGUAUAUUUACCCAGGAAGUGUGGAUCACGCUUCUUGCAUUUUUAGUGACACUGAGUCUCGCCAAUACCAUAACACAAAGAAUACUGAUAAAUCAUCGUGCAAAAAAGUUGAAGAGCGAAAGCAUUUUCAGUUAUUUAUUCUACAAUUUUGCAACGCUUUGCAAUCAACCGGGCAGCUCAGCGAAACAAGCCAGAAGCGGAGCGAACACAUUGAAUGUUACGAUAGUACUAUUCGCUUAUCUCGUUCUCGCUGCUUAUAAUUCACGUUUGAUAUUUAGCAUGGCACAAGAAUCAUUUGCAGCACCUUUCAAUGACCUGGACACUCUCAUGAACAAGACGAAAUAUCGCAUCGUCGUUUUGAACGGGACCAUCGCUUACCACAUUCUCCAAAGCCCAUUCGCUAAGGCCAUUUUUGGACGAGUGUACGAUUCUCCGCGUUUGCACGUCGUCCAACAUGCCGGUGACCUUUACACCUAUGUUUGCAACUACCCCGAUAAAUAUGUGUUCUUAGACACCGAUGACGAGGUCGCUAUGAGAAAGAACAUGGAAUGUGACGUCGAACCUGUGGGCAAGACGUAUGCAACGACGCCCAUUGCUUCUGGAUUUAGCCACGGGUUUCAACCCAGCAGAACUAUUAAGUUUUGGCUUCUGAAAUUCCGGGAAUUCGGAUUGCUGAACGCCAUGGAAAGGCGUUACAUGAGACCGACGAGAAGAAAAUCGAGGAUUCGACACGCGCAAAGUUUGACGAUCGACAUGGAUCGUGUUUCGGUGAUUUUUGGUGUACUCGGCUUAGGUAUGAUCGGCUCGAUCAUUAUAUGUAUCGCCGAAAAUAUCGUAUUCACGAUUGAUAAACGAAGAAACAAUAAAUUGCUCGAUAAAAGAUUGCUGAAUAUUGAGCAACCAGUUAUUGCUAAAUUGAUACUUCAAAAUCGAGUACUAGCAACACAUCGAAGAUAAAAUAAAAAUUCAUUGGAAAUAA